AUGGCUAAGUUCGAUAUUCCUGCUGCAGGACUGCAGAUCCAGCAUGCACCCCAAGACCCGAAAGCACAUUCUCAGAUCAUUCGACUCAACCUCCCAGCCAAGGAAGUCAAUCUUAUUGUCAAGCAUAUAAAAGAUGGCGGAGAGACCCGAGUCCGGACAGGUAGAAACCCGAAGCUCAUCGCUGGCACGAAACAAGUCUUUCUGCACAACGUUGCAGACAAAUACUCUCAAGAGAUGUUUUCAGGUCUGCUGAAUGGCAGCAAACCUUUGUACUUCUCAGGCAAGCUCAGUCAUACCUUGGAGAUACAGCAAGCCAGAGAAGCAACUUCUGGCAUGGACGAAGCGUUGGAGAAGCUUAAGAACAACUUGAAACAGUCACAAGAGGACCGGAGCGGCACACCUGACCAUGCUCACAAAAACAGACUUCUUGUGCCUCAGCACAGGUCAUCUGCUUUGGCCGGCAUGUUGUCAGGAUCCAGACCUUCAUCGCCCUUUCUUAGUGCAGGAUUUUCUCCCCGGGUCGGACCAACGUCUGCACCUCUGUCAGGUGGACAGUCGAAGGAGGAGAAGGUCAAACAGGCGGCAAUCAAGAUACCUAUGAUACACUUGUUGGCAAUAGAGGCUCAAGAACCUAAACAAUUGGCUGAAAAGCUUAGAGUGAAGAAAGCGGACCUUGAUCAAGUGCUUGUGAAGGUGGCUCAAGAUGGCAAGGCAGGGAAGAAAGAGCUUCGCGACAGAGCAUACCGUGACCUGGAUGUAUGGAAGUUUCCAUACCAAUCACAGAACGAUCGCCAAUCAGCGAUCGAUCAUGCGGUUUCUGCAUAUGAUAGACUGAGGAUUGACAAGAACGAUAAUUUGUGGCAGAUGCUGCUAGCGAAAGAGGACAGAAACAAAGGAAUCUUCUUGAGUAGACUCAAUUUCGACAAGCCUUUGACGACUGGCAAUCUGACACCACGACUGACUGAGAGAUCUACCGAUGGGGGCAGCACCGAGGGUAGGAGCAUGAAGAGCGCGACUUCCGACAGUACGAACCAAAAAGGAAAGGUUCCCAUUGCGAAGGUGACCGACGUGCACCCAAAGGGCAAGCCGAAUGCUGAAAAACUUGUCAAGUCUCUCAAGAAUUUUGGCAAGGAAACUUCAGUCGCAAAAGUGAUAAGCAAGGUAGGGGUCAGUGCAAGUAGGCAAGAAGUGAAGUACAAAUCAUCGGAAAAGAUCGAAGAUUCGGACGAAGAGGCAGGUGCAACGCCACUUACCACUACUAAAAGGCAGGAGUCGAAACAGCCGAUCACAAAACAUAUCACUAAGUCCUCUUCACCUCUUGUUAAAAGCACCUCACACAAAAGCCAUAUACCAGGAUUGUCCAACCACAGUACUAGUGACCACGAGCGUGGUCGAAUACCUUCUUCAGCCAUGGUCAGGACUCGUGGAGGCAAGGACACAGUUCAAUCAGCAGAUUUAACCAAGCCCGAAAAGCCAUCCAAAUCUCUCGAAGCACACCCGUAUAACGUUUCACGCGCCCGAAAUGGUAGCUCGCCUGCGAAGCCGUCGCCGCUAGGUUCAUCACCCCCUACCAACUCUCGAGACAUUGAUAGCACAAGUACAAGCAGUAAGGGUACUAGCCUUUCGUCUGCCCCAUCGUCGCCACCCUCUACCACGCAAUCAUCUCAGAAAACACGGGAAGCUUACUCACCUUCUACUAUCAAGGCAAACAGGCCUGAGAAGCAUAUCAAUGGCGUCAAGAGGAAGUCCGAAAACGAUCAAGAACUACCACCAGCGAAAAAGAAAACCCUCACGAACGGCAAGAACGAUCCAGAACGUUUCAAUAGUCUGCCAAAGUCAUUGGAGAAUGAAGAUCGUGAUCGACCGCCUAUUAAGAGAACUACUUCCGACUCCGACAGCUCUUCCGAGCCUGAAAAGAGCAAAACGAAGGACAAACUGGUUGAAGACACUAAGGUCUUUCAGCAAUUCUACAACAAGUACAAGACUUUACAUGAUAAGCUGCAUAAGCUCCCGGCUCAGGAGCGUGACGAUGCAGAUCUCGAUAAGGUGUGGAAGAUGCAUUUGAGACUAAAGGAAAUGAAGAACAACAUCUGGAAGGACUGGGACAAACUUGAAAAGGCCGGGCAAACGUGA
Messenger RNA from Lithohypha guttulata, 2133 nucleotides. RefSeq lists its product as uncharacterized. Bases 1 to 2133 code for a protein of 710 amino acids. The transcript has a single exon. NCBI's taxonomy places the organism in Eukaryota, Fungi, Ascomycota, Eurotiomycetes, Chaetothyriales, Trichomeriaceae. The record is from RefSeq and is a predicted model, not a curated record.